AUGGCACCAUCCGGAGACGCCUCGGCGUUCGACAAACAACUGGCCGAGGCCAUCUGCGAUCUCGAGAUCCCCUUGUACAUCAAAUUCUCCCCCGACGGCGAAAAGGUUCUUUACAAGACAGCACCCGAUCCUCGCAAAGGCAAGAAUAGUGUGUCAACGUUAUGGCUGGCCUCGACCACAGAGCCAGGUUCUUCGCGCCAACUGACCUCGGGUCAGUCCCAAGAAGGCGACCCAGAAUGGCAUCCCAGUGGAAAUCAGGUAGCAUUCGUUUCCGAUCGCGCGAAACCGGGCGAGAGCUCGGCCAUCUAUAUGCUUCGUUUGGACGGUGGUGACGCUGUUGCCAUCACCCCGGCCGACAACGCCCAGGAUAUUGAGUCAUUUGCCUUUUCUCCAAAUGGAGAGACCAUCGCCUAUCUUUCUCCUGAUGAAAAGACCGAAGAGCUCAAGGAGAAGGAGGAGAAGGACGAGUCUGGCCCAGAUGUCUGGGGAGAACAGUGGGAGUAUGCUCGCCUGCGCCUUGUCAAUGUGGCAUCCCACGAGACCAAGACUCUUGUCGAAGGUGACCGGCACAUCGAUGAACUUGCCUGGAGUCCUGACGGGAAGAGUGUGGCCUUUUUCAGCAUCGCGAACCCCAACAUCGAGGAGGCCAUGCUGACGGGCACAACCAUCUGCACCGUCAACGUGGAAACCGGUGCUAUCAGGGAUCUGUGCAAGGUGCCAAAUGAGCUCAACUACCUAACCUGGGCGCCCGACGGCUCUAUUUACUUCACCACCGGGACACCCGACAACAGGGACACAGGAGGCCUGGCUGUUUACACCGUUGAUCCUGCGGCAGCCGAGCCCAAGCAUGUCAAGAUCGCGUGCGGCGAGCAUGACCACGCGGCAGGGAUCGCUGUGGCCGGCGGAAAACUCUUGGUGAAUCGCGCCGUCAGGUUCAGCAGUGUCAUCAGCGAGCUGGGUGGGAAGGACCUCUUCCAAAAGGACACGGAGAUUUGGGCAUGGGAUGUAUUUGUCAAUCCAGAUUCCGGUACUCCAAUCCUCGCUGCCGGCUUGUCAGACGUCGAUACGCCUUAUGAAGUGUUCAUCGUUGAGGAGGGGAAGGAGGACCUCAAGCUUUCCCAUCAUGGCAAGCCUCUCGAGAGUCGAUCAUUUGGCUCCUGUAGCGAACUCACCUGUCAAUCCGCAGACGGAGAGGUUGAACUGGACGCUCUGUAUUUGACGCCGACCUCCAAAAAGACGGAGAAUGGCACGCCCGUGGAGCCGUUGCCGACGUUUGUCAUAAUCCACGGAGGACCAACAUCUCGCGACUGCAAGGUCUUCGACGGGGCCUGCUACCAAUGGGCUCCAUACAUCCUCUCCAAGGGUUACGGUGUGCUUCUUCCGCAGUACCGCGGUUCCACUGGUCGUGGCGAGAAGUUCGCCUCGUACAGCAUGGGCGGCCAGGGGAAAUACGACUACGCCGACGUCAUAUCCAUCACAGACAACGCCAUCAAGAAGGGCUUCGCGGACCCCAAGAAGCUCAUAGUAGGCGGAUGGAGCCAGGGCGGCCUGAUCACAUACCUGUGCAGCGUGCGAAAUGGCCUGCAUGGCCUCGGCUGGCGCUUCAACGCCACCAUCGCAGGAGCAGGUGUCUGCGAUAUCGAGAGUCUUGCCAUCACAUCAGAUCUCGGCUCAACCUAUGAGAGGGAACUCGCUGGCGGAGAUUCCAUCUGGACGCUCGACCGUCACGACACGAGGAACCGCCAGGGCAGCGCGCUGUGGGAGGUCGCCGGCGCGGUGAAGCAGUCUCGUGAGCGCGGAGAGCCCGUGAUCCCUCCCAUGCUGAUCUUGCAUGGAGACAAGGACGUCCGUUGCCCGUUUUCACAGGCCGAGGGUUUCCGUCGCGCCUUGAGGACUCACGGAUUGCCCUGCGAGUUUGUGGCGUACCCUGGCGAGGGGCACGGUAUCAGGGCGCGGAGAUUUUGGCUGGAUAUGUUUGAAAGGGUAGGGAGGUGGUGCGAUCUUUACAUUGGACCGGGAGUGGAGGAUAAGUUGGUAACCAUGGUUGAUGAGAAACUUCAAGUCUAG
This is a messenger RNA of Fusarium keratoplasticum, 2067 nucleotides long. Its product is annotated as Dipeptidyl-peptidase V. Gene Ontology annotation, molecular function: serine-type endopeptidase activity. The record is from RefSeq and is a predicted model, not a curated record. Lineage: Eukaryota; Fungi; Ascomycota; Sordariomycetes; Hypocreales; Nectriaceae. The transcript has a single exon. The coding region runs from base 1 to 2067 and encodes 688 amino acids. Gene Ontology annotation, biological process: proteolysis.